Messenger RNA from Meleagris gallopavo (turkey), 2115 nucleotides. It is a transcript of the gene HOXD4, whose product is annotated as homeobox D4. Gene Ontology annotation, molecular function: DNA-binding transcription factor activity, RNA polymerase II-specific; RNA polymerase II cis-regulatory region sequence-specific DNA binding. Gene Ontology annotation, cellular component: nucleoplasm; nucleus. Gene Ontology annotation, biological process: positive regulation of transcription by RNA polymerase II; embryonic skeletal system morphogenesis; anterior/posterior pattern specification. Lineage: Eukaryota; Metazoa; Chordata; Aves; Galliformes; Phasianidae. The record is from RefSeq and is a predicted model, not a curated record.
GGUGAGGGCUCCGCUCAGACAAAGGCUGCCCGCACCUGGGGGGCAGGGAGGCGGCCGCAAGCGGGGAAUGGCCCCAAAACUCCGGGAUCGGCCCCGGAGGGCGAACCCCGGCGCGGAGGGGUCACUCAGCACCGCGUAUAUUAUUUAGUUAAAUUCGUGGAAAUUCUGAGGCGCACACAAAUCCGGUGAUCGGCUCCCCGCCUCCCCAUUGGCCGGGCCGGUCACAUGCACGCCUAACUUUAUUCAGUUGACAGCAAGUAGGAGGGCUCUAUGGAAGGAGAAAAAAAGACAACACGAGAAAAAUUAGUAUUUUCUACCUUCCGAAAUUAAUGGCCAUGAGUUCGUAUAUGGUGAACUCUAAGUAUGUGGAUCCCAAAUUUCCUCCUUGCGAGGAAUAUUUGCAGAGCAGCUACCUAGGCGAGCAGGGGGCCGAGUAUUACGGGGCCUCGCAGGGCUCCGAUUUCCAGCACCAGGGGCUCUACCCACGGUCAAACUACAGCGAGCAGCCCUUUGGCUGCGCCGGUGCCCAGGGCUCCGCCGUGCAGCCGCGGGGUCACGGACAGGAGCAGUCCGCCCCUCCGAGCCACUUCCCCGGCCAAGCCGAGCAUUGUCCUCCGCCUCCAAUGUCCAACUCCCGAGCCUGCGGCCAGCAGCCAGCCCUCAAAGCCCCCCACGGGUCAGCAGUUAAGCAGCCAGCAGUAGUUUAUCCCUGGAUGAAGAAAGUCCAUGUUAACUCGGUGAACCCCAAUUACAGCGGAGGGGAACCUAAGCGCUCCCGAACAGCUUACACCAGGCAGCAAGUCCUAGAACUGGAAAAAGAAUUUCAUUUUAACAGGUACCUGACCCGGCGCCGCCGUAUCGAGAUAGCGCACACUUUGUGUCUCUCUGAGCGCCAGAUCAAGAUCUGGUUUCAGAACAGAAGAAUGAAGUGGAAAAAGGACCACAAACUGCCCAACACUAAGGGCAGGUCUUCCUCCUCCGGUUCUAACCCCCACUUACAGACUGUUCCCAAGGACCAUCAGACUGAGUUGACAACUUUAUAGAAGAGGUGACGUUUUCCAUUUCAUCCUUCGAUUCUGACCAGUACUGUACAUAAGUGACACUAUCCAAGCAGAACCUGCGUGUAGCAGCCAAGGACUCGAGAAACUGCCAUCUUUCCAUAAGGUACUGUGGUACAAAGGAGACUAAAUGACGCUACUUCGGACUUUAUUUUAUUUGCCUCUCGCUAGCACAGAAAGAAAGAAAGAAAAAAAGCACCAUUCAGGCAGUAGGAAUUGGGAAAAUAUUAAACGAGACCUUCUGUCCAUAAAAAGUAAUAAAUCAUUGAAAAUGAAACUGUCCCGUGUUUCAGUUUUGGAUUUGAAAAUGAAGGUUCGAUGCUUUAUUCUGGGAUUUUUGCUUUUAAUUGUCUUUUUAUCCCACGCAGCGAGUGUGAUGCUUUUGGAGCAAGUUGAGGACAGGAAAUUUAUGGCAUAGUCCUUUAUUUGAACACAAAGACUCGCGGUUGUGAACUUUUUGUGCUGCUUUACCUUUCUUGGUGUGAUGAAAAUUACUCGCUCAUUUCCAUAAUUUUCAGAAGCUGUGCAUAGGAAUUAAGUGAAAACGGGUUAUUUUGUGUCCUGAUGGUGUUAGCGUAUUUAUUUAUUUGUUACAUAGAAGAGUGAAGAUUAAAAAAAAGAAAAAGAAAAAAAGUCAAACCAAAAAAAUGGGAAAGAGGGGCUGAAAUGCAGCAUCUCACCUUCCCAGACUGACGAGCCCACGUAUGAUGUUUACUUGUCUUGAACGUACACAACUUUCUGGUCCCAUUUUAUGCAUUUCCUUCUUUGUUGUGAGAAGCGUCCCUGCUCCGUACCGUGUGCCACCGGGGCCAACGGGCUCGAAAUCUCUUCCCAAAGUCUGCCCUGCUCGGCGCUGUACUUUUAACCAGCAAUACGUCAUUUAAAAGGCAAAAAUAAACCACAAAGAAAAACCCGGAGUGAAAAAUCAAUGUGAUUUCUGGGAUGGUCUGACCCAUUCAGAGCUCGAAGCUACAUGCCUUAUUUCUGGCUGGGUUUAGAUUUAUUUUCUGCCCAACAGAGGGACGGGCUGUAUGGGUUACUGGUUUGGUUUUGUGCU